AUCAUUGAAUUAUUAAUUCGCAAUUAUCACCAGCUUCAAUAUGAUAUUGGUCAUUAAUUAUGCUUAUCGUAAUUGGCUUUGGCGAGGGGCAGUAGCCAUCAAAAGACAUCCUACUCCACCGACCAACCAUCUCACGCCACGUCACUCCUCCUCCCUCUCUCGUCUUGUUUUAGCGGCGGCCGAGCGAACGAAUUCCUAUCUCAAUUCAUUUCUUCUUGGUUCUCCUCCCCCAAAAAUCCCUUCCUCUGCCUUCUUACUCUGCCAAAAUCCCUCGAUGCCGAGAGGCCUCUCUUUCAGCCUGUCCGACGGGGAGGAUUGCGGCGGCUGCUUCUCCCCCUCCUCCGCCGACAGCGGCGGCGGUUGGGGAAGCUGGGGGUCGAGGCUGAUCAGGAGAAGCCCGAAGAAAUCCUCACCGCCGUCUAUGCGGACGCUGGAUCUCGGCCGGAGACCCGGCGGCGGGUCGUCGAGUGAAAUCGUGGGGGAUGUGUUCUACGGGACGGAUGACGCGGAAGGGAUAGAGGAUUACAAGUACAAAGAAGACCUGCUGGAGCAUUACAGGAGGGAGAGCGAGAGGAAAUCGGUGAGGAGGAGGAGGAGGGAGAGGGAGAUGAGGCGGAGCUGGUUCGGCGCCAUUGUUGACUGCUUCUCGUUCCUCAAGUUCUUCUGCUGCUUGCGGUGAUGAAAGAUGCCCGAUCGAGAGGGGUUGAGAGAAAGCUUUGGUUGAAGAAAGGGAAUUGAUUGAUUGUUGAAAAUUCAGAAUCAAAAUAUCCCUUUUUUUUCUCACAAAAAAGAAUGUUGUUUGGUUGUUGUUUGUUUGUGUAUAUAUCGUCGCUAAUAAUGGGAUGGGAUGGUGGGGAUGGUUUUCACAAGUGUUGAAUUGAUAGGAGCCGUUAGUUUCUCUGUAAUUUUGGUUCUCAUAAUACAAGUUGUCACUAUUACAUACUUGUUCGAGCGCGAUUACUUUUUAAUAACACGAUUUAGGUUAGAGAAACUGUUGUAUAUGAGGCCUGAAAUGAUUGAUUUAAUAAGUCGAACUGAAUUUACAAGA
This is a messenger RNA of Linum tenue, 1048 nucleotides long. The record is from the annotation of a GenBank genome assembly. NCBI's taxonomy places the organism in Eukaryota, Viridiplantae, Streptophyta, Magnoliopsida, Malpighiales, Linaceae.